UUAACCAUUGCAAUCAACCGUAUCAAAUGCAGUUGUGUCAAGCAUGGCGAUGGAGAUUUGUACGCACAAGGGGAGGAGGAAGUAAGCAUGAAACACUUCUGGUUGAUGGGCCUGUUGGCCCUGGUACUCCUGGUAUCGUUCACUACGGCCAACAAAAAGGAAGAAGCCUUUGAGGAAAGCGGAGGCAGUGAACAAGGAGAAGAACAUCACGGGAAGAAAGGUGAAAAAGAAGACAAGGGCUUCAAAUCGAAAAACGGUGUAGAAAAGAAGGAAAAGGGUGAUCACGCCAAGGAGGAACACGAAUCUCACUACGGCGAAGAGGGUGGCCACAAGAAGGAAAGUCACGACGAAGGGGACGAGUACAAGAAGCAUCACGAGGAGAAGAAGGGCUCGAAGCAUGGAAAGCAAGGUCACAAGAAGGGUCAUAAGAAGGGCUCAAAAACCACGGGUUACCACAAGAAAUCGCACAAGGACGAUUACCACAAGGAGCACAAAUUCUACGAUGACCACCACAAAGAGGGCAAGCACAAGAAGUACGGCGAUUUCAGUGAACAUCACUCGAAGAAGGCCGACGAACACAAGAAGGGAGGACAUCACGAGUCGGCUCACAAGGAGGAUGAGUACUCGAAGAAGGGCCACUCGGACAAGGGCCACCACGAUGAGGACCAUAAGGGCUGGAAGAAGAAGCACGGCCACGAAUCGCACUACUCCCAUAAGGAUGAUUAUGGCAAGAAGGGCGGCAAGAGCGGUGGCAGUGAACAUGGAUUCAAGAAGGGUGGCCACUAGAGGAAGCUGAGAGCUUUGACUGUUUUGUGAUUUGAUUCUAAUGAAAGUUUUUUGAUUUGUAUUUAGGUAGUUUUUGUCAAUCAAUUAGUUUUUUUAUACGAUUUUUAUCAAAUGUAA
Molecule: messenger RNA, 903 nt
Organism: Aedes aegypti (yellow fever mosquito)
Lineage: Eukaryota; Metazoa; Arthropoda; Insecta; Diptera; Culicidae
Product: glutamic acid-rich protein
Exons: 2
Coding region: 88-786 (232 amino acids)
Source: RefSeq, a predicted model, not a curated record